UGACACUUGGUACUGAACAACAUGUCACGCGAUAGUACUGUGACUGUUUUUUGUUGACUUCCAGUUCUCAUUUCACAAAGUAUUGACACAGAGCGAACUAAACAUUUUGUCACCAUUAUUUAAAGGAGACCACAGGGAGGCGUUUCACUAAUUAAAGGUUUGGAGUCAGUAUUGAGGAAGAGAUUUAUUUCCCUCAAGUUGAUUGAGAAUGGCUAACAACAGGGAUGUCGACGAGAGCACCCCACUUUUGGACUCAGGAAACAGACCUUCACCUCCAUCAGUGUUCCAGGGAAGGAGAUUAGCAUGUGCAGCAAUCCUGCUGGCUGAAUCGUUAGAAAGGAUUGCAUUCUACGGCAUUACAUCUAAUCUGGUCCUAUUUCUAAAUGGUAGUCCUUUUUACUGGCAGGGCACUCAGGCCAGUCAGGCACCCCUGAUUUUCAUGGGGGUGACCUACCUGAUUUCACCAUUUGGAGGCUGGUUGGCAGAUGCAUAUCUUGGGAAAUUCUGGACCAUAGCUUCAAGUUUGAUCCUGUAUUUUAUGGGCAUGCUAUUUUUCCCUUUCAUUUCAAAUGAAGAUACCAGGAUACAUCUAUGUGGAGAAGAGACAGCGUUUCCCGUGCAGCCUGCUGAGUGCUUGAGUACAAACAGCACCCCUCCAACAAAUGUAACUUGUCCCAUUCGUGCCCCAUAUUGUGGUGCACUCGUCUACAGUGGACUCUUUUUAAUUGCAUUAGGUGUGGGCACUGUGAAGUCCAACAUCACUCCAUUUGGGGCAGAUCAGGUCAAAGACAGAGGACCCGAGGCCACACGACGUUUCUUCAACUGGUUUUACUGGUGUAUCAACUUAGGAGCCAUCCUGUCUCUCGGAUGCGUGGCCUACAUCCAGCAAAAUGUCAGCUUUGAGGUCGGCUACAUCAUUCCCACUGUGUGCCUCGGAGUGUCCUUCCUGGUCUUUCUCCUGGGACGGACUGUUUUCAUCACCAAGCCUGCUGAUGGCAGUGCCUUCUCAGAUAUGUUCAAGAUCCUGGGCUUUGCCUGCUGUUCACAGAAACAAAAUGAGCCUAGCCUGCUCCGCAACAAACCAACAUUACUAGACGGUGCCAAAGUGACCCACGGAGGAAUAUUUCCAGAAGAAAAAGUAGAUGAAGUGAAAGCACUGGUGAAAAUCCUUCCAGUCUUCUUUGCCCUUAUUCCGUACUGGACUGUGUACUUCCAGAUGCAGACAACAUACAUCCUGCAAAGUCUCCAUCUGAGGAUUCCUAAUGCAGCGCCAAACACCACUACCGACGGGAAGAUGACAUUUCACUUCCCGGCUGCAUGGCUUACCAUGUUUGAUGCAGUGCUCAUCCUCAUGCUGAUUCCUCUGAAAGACAAAGUAGUUGACCCCAUCCUGAAACGCCGCGGCCUCCUGCCCUCCUCUCUGAAGAGGAUUGCAGUGGGGAUGUUCUUUGUUAUGUGGUCGGCCGUGGCAGCGGGUAUUUUGGAGACCAAACGCCUGGAGAUUGUCAAAUCAAAUGGUACCAUUGACCAGGUGCUUGGCAAUGUUAUCUACCACGCAGCAGAUUUGCCCAUAUGGUGGCAAGUGCCUCAGUAUGUGCUGAUAGGAAUCAGCGAAAUCUUUGCCAGCAUUGCAGGUCUGGAGUUUGCUUAUUCUGCAGCUCCAAAGUCCAUGCAGAGUGCCAUCAUGGGGCUCUUCUUUUUCUUCUCCGGGAUCGGCUCCUUUGUGGGCUUUGGUCUGUUGGCCCUCGUCUCCAUUAAGGAAAUCGGCUGGAUGUCAUCCCACAAAGACUUUGGUAACAUCAACGACUGCUCUCUUCACUACUACUUCUUCCUCCUGGCGGGCAUCCAAGGUGUGACCUUGCUGGUCUUCCUCAUUGUCUCCGUCAAGUACGACAAGCAGAGGGGCAGAGCAGGAAGCCAGCGGCAAAGACACACCUUCUCUUGACCUCAGCACACAUCCCAGUAACCCGCCAUAUCUCUCAGUGCCCAAAGAUGCUGUUGAAUAAGUACCACAACAGUGUACUUAUUUUCCUUUCAUUACAAUGCACAUAUUUGUGUUUGUUUGAGCUUUUUAGUGUGAAUUCAUUCUCGUUUCUGAUAACAUUACUGGGUGACUGCGUUGGUACCAUUUUGGAGACAGUUCAGAGAUUCAUCAAGGAGUCUUGUUUGACACAUUUCUGCUGUCUUCCUCUCCUGUGGUGUGUUUAAUUCUCGUGCCUUUCUUAGAUCAUUUGCACUUAACUUGAGGGGUGGUGCCAUAAAUAUGUGAUAGAUUAACAUUUUCUAAUCACGAGGAAGGCUCACUUGUUUUUAAUGUUAGUUUUAAUAUGUCCUUUGUCUCAAAGACAUACUGUAUAUUUUUCUUUUAUAUUAUACCUAUCAUUAACUUACAGUACAAACAAUGAGCUUGUGGUUUUGCUAAUCAGUUUUGUUAUUCCAGAGUGAUUCAUUGGUACUUACAGUUUAAAUUGUCUCUAAUCUUGUAUGUGUAUCCUGGACACGGGGUAUUUUUGUUUUGAAUUCCAACAUUAUUUCAUUCAUCCUUUGGUGCUUCUAAAGAGCUUAAACUCUUUAAAAGCAUAUGGCAUUGAACGGUGAAUUGCUUCUAAUGCAGGGGGUUAGGUUUAUCUUGCAGUUUCCCAGAAUGAUUUCUGUUAAAGUUACGAAAAGAGCUGGACUUCUGUUUGAGGUAAUUUCAAAUGAACACACUUCGAUUUCCUUUAAGUAAAUCCUAUAUUCAGAUGUAAGACUAAGAGAGGCAAAUCUCCCAUAUUUGUUUUUCAUUGCCUGUGAUUACAGUGCACACUGCAAAGCCUCAUAAAUCCAUCCCAUAAGUCCAUUUUAAAUCCUCAGACAGCACUGUACACGAACAGUGUCAACAAUAUUCUCCAUGGCUCCAAUGAAGCUUCACUCCCUAUUUUUUUCGUUUUAAUGCUGCUCAAGCUGCAGAACUGCAUGUCUUCAUGACAAACAACAGUUUGGACAGUAUCAGUUGGCUUUACUGCCUUUCAAAAUUCUUGGAUCAUGUUACGAGGCUGAAAUACAGAAAUUAAAAAUGUCUAUAUCAGUAUUAUCUGUAUAUUAUCUGUAUAUUUCAAAUAUUCUAACAAAAUUAAUAGCAACUCUCUGUGUUAUCGGAGCUUUGCAGCUUUGGCAGUUUUUUAAAAAUGAUUUUACAAAUAAGCUUCACUUUUGUUGUAUUUAUAAGACUUUGAUGCAUUUGUUUUUUGCUUUUUACUCUAGAAUAAGAAAGUGUGUGUGUCUGUGUUUGUGUGUGUGUGUGUGUGGGUGUGUGUGUGGUGGGGGUGGGAGAUUGUGGAAUGGGGGAUGAAUUCUUCAAACCUCAGAUUAAGUCGAGCACAAGGUACUGAAUUUUAAUAUAAGAAAACUCUCAGGGCUUAAGGAAUACUGUCAUGUGAUAAACAGCAACUCUCCAGGAAAUUUAAAAUUGCCUUUGGGAGCUCAGAGCAGUGUUUAUCUUUCGGUGUAAAAUAAAAAAGUUACAGAGUAUUUCUUCUCACUAAUGUAUUAAACAGCAGAUUUUUAGCUUAUGUUCAUUUGAUGGGAUAAUGCUAAAUGCUUGUUUGUUUAUUUCUUUUUAAUUCAACUUUUGUAUGUGACUUCUUUGCCAUCUUGGUUAUUAUCAAGAUUUAUGGUAUUUACUUUGCAAUGAUGUUCUGUUUUCAAAAUGAUAGAGAACUGGAACAUUGUUUUGUUUUCAUAUUUGUGCCCAUUAAAGAACGGUAAAGAACAUGCUGUUAAAAACA
Cololabis saira (Pacific saury) is the source of this 3767-nucleotide messenger RNA. It is a transcript of the gene slc15a4, whose product is annotated as solute carrier family 15 member 4. Gene Ontology annotation, biological process: oligopeptide transport; transmembrane transport. Bases 209 to 1945 code for a protein of 578 amino acids. Gene Ontology annotation, molecular function: transmembrane transporter activity. The record is from RefSeq and is a predicted model, not a curated record. The transcript has 9 exons. Lineage: Eukaryota; Metazoa; Chordata; Actinopteri; Beloniformes; Belonidae. Gene Ontology annotation, cellular component: membrane.